Molecule: messenger RNA, 3193 nt
Organism: Chilo suppressalis (striped riceborer)
Lineage: Eukaryota; Metazoa; Arthropoda; Insecta; Lepidoptera; Crambidae
Source: the annotation of a GenBank genome assembly
GUCAUGUCAUGUCUGUCACGCAAAAAAGUCAAAACAAUAAAUCUUAUUUACAUUUUUCGUUCGUAGUAUCGUUGGGUACAAUAAAAACCCUGCUUGGUAAAAAAUAAAAAUGAUAUCGGGGACAAAAUUAGAUGUAAUUUGGUCUCCUGUCCACCACGACAAAUUUAUAUUAUGGGGUUCAGACAUAACCUUAUAUCAGGUUUCUCGUUUAAAAGAUAUCGAGAAGAAAACUGCAUAUACUCAAAUUUCUUCAAACAGAGGUGCAACUGUCAUUGCAUCUCAGAGUGCUAACGGUGUACGAUGUGUCGAUAUCAGUGCUAUCCCUGAGCAGCCAGAGCCAUUGCUUGCACUCGGGCACUCCAAUGGACGCGUCUCUCUCGCCAACCUAAAACAAGCCUAUGACCCAUUAGGACUUGUUGGGAGAGAGUUCAAUCCACGCUACCCUCGGCUGUGUAAUUCAGUUUCAUGGAGUCAUGUGGAGAGCAAUCUACUGGCAGUGGCUAUGGAGAAGCAUCGCAGUGAUCAUUGCAUACUAAUAUGGGAUGUGAAUAAAGGAUCUGCUACUCCAGCAGGCUAUGCUAAAAAUGCAGAUUCAACCGCAUCGCAAACUGACAAUGCAAAGCCUGUUGCAGAGAUGGGCCUCUCUGAGACAGCCCACAGUGUGUCCUGGUCUAAUUGUUCAAAUCGCACCCUACUAGCCAGCAUGAACCUCAAGUUCAUAAAGAUUUUUGAUCUCCGAGACUGGUCGAACAAGGGCGUUCUUGUCGCGACGUCGCGGUACUGCCACGGCGUGACUGCCGACCCGCUGUGCUCGUGGCAGGUCGCGUCGCGCGGGGAGGGCGUGGUCUGUAUAUGGGACGCGCGCAACUUCUGCCGCCCGCUGCUGGCACUGCCGCAGCCCCGCCCCGUCGCCAGGGUACAGUGGUGCCCCACCAGACGUAACCUCCUGCUGUCUCUACAACGCGACUCCAACACGCUUCGCCUACACGACAUCCAGCAAGCCCACAACGACCCCAGCAAGGCAGCCGUCACCGUAGACAACACAAUCAAUGUCAAUGAAGAGCAAGCGGCCACGGCGAUAGAAGCGGAGUUGGAAGAGUACGAGCGCGGGCCGAGCGCCAUCGAGCGGGACGUGACGCCCCUGGCGUGCGGCCUCAUCGGGCCCGCGCAGAACGGGCCCGGCCUCAUCGGGCCCGCACAGAACGGGCCCACAGCCCAUGCGGGCCCAAUCGCCUCCUUCUGCUGGCACCCGGCGCACGAGGCGCGGCUCAUCGCAGUCGGUGUUAAUGGCAGCGUGAGUGACUACACUGUGUGCGAGCGCGUGACGGUGUCGUGGGGCGCGGGCCCGCUGGCGUGGUCGUGGGGCGGGGCCCUGCGGGUGGCGGAGGGCCCCGCGCCCCUCACGCCGGGGCCCGCCUGCCUCACCCCGGGGCCCGCCUCCCUCACCACUGCGCCCGCGCCGACCCUGCCGCCCUACCUGGACGAUAUAUCGCAUGUCAUGCGCCGGCGCGCGCUCACAGACUACGGACUCAAGCCCGACUUAUGGCAGAACGCAGACUUGGCGGACGACGUAUCUCUCAGCGCGCUCUGGCAUUUUCUGGCGCUCAGCAAGUCAUUGGUCGAGGAUGGUUGCAUCCGCAGCAGCGGGUGGCGGUACCCGGGCGUGGUGGGCGUCGUAGUGGCCGGGGCCGGCGGGGCGGGGUCGGGCCCGGGGGCGGGGCCGGGGGAGGGCGGGUACCGGUCCGAACCCGCGCCCUCCUUGCUGCCGGAUCUGCCGCACCGACGCGUCACUCUCUACAGGAGCGUGGAACGCACUCGCGCCGUAUCGCUGUGCGGCUGGGGCUGGGGCUGGGAGAGCGCGGGCGCGGGCGUGGAGCGCGCGGAGGCCGAGGGGACGCCCUGCAGAGCCGCCGCCCUAGCCGCCUUCCACCUGCGGCUGCGGCACGCGCUCGACGUGCUGGCGCGGGCCAGCAAGCCGCAGCUCCGAGUGGUGGCCUUAGCACUAGCCGGAUUGAGCGAUGAACGCUUAUGGCGCGACGCUUUAGCCGCCGCUACACCGGCAUUACCAGACCCGUAUCUGCGAGCAUUACUACACUUCUUAGCAGCAUCAGCCCCGGCCACUUCCCCCACCCCAACUACCCCCCCUGCGGCUUCCACCCCGCACUUGGAAGCGGUGUUGAAUGAACGAGGAAUGAGACUGGAAGACCGGGUCGCGUUCGCCUGUCUCUACUUGCCUGAUGCAGACCUGAUCGACUACCUGACGCGGACUAAAGAUGAGCUCGUGGAACAGGGCGACCUCUCCGGGAUACUGCUCACAGGCAUCAGCCCGGACGGUGUGCGGCUGCUGCAGCGCUGGCUGGAGCGCACCGGCGACGUACAGACUGCCGCACUGGUGGGGGCGCGCUGCGUGACCCACGACCUCGCGCGCGCGCACCGCCUGCACGACUGGCUGCAGGCGUAUCGUUCGCUGCUGGACUCGUGGCGCCUGUGGGCGGCGCGUAGUGCGUUAGACACGUGGUGGGCGGCAGGCCCCGGCGCGGGGGCGGGCCCCGGGGCGGGCGCGGGCGCGGAGGGCGGGGACCGGGCCGUGGCGGUGGCCUGCGCCUACUGCGGGAAACCGGUCGCCGCGCCCCCGCAUCACCGGCGCGUGCGGGCCCGCCUGCCCCCGCCCGCCGCCAAGAUGAAGCAACUGUCGUCGUGCCCCAACUGCCGCAAGCCUCUGCCCCGAUGCGGCGUGUGCUCGCUUCACUUGGGGGCGGGUGGGGUCGGGGGCGGGGUCGCGGGGUCGGGGUCAGGGUCAGGGUCGGGGUCAGGGUCGGGGUCGGGCGCGGGGGCGGCCAUAUUCGGCGGGUGGUUCAGCUGGUGCGUCGCGUGUAGGCACGGAGGUCAUGCGGACCAUCUGCUCGAGUGGUUCAAGGAGCACACAGAGUGCCCGGUGAGUUCGUGCAACUGUCACUGCAGCAUACUAGACCCCCCCGACAGACUAUAAUGUAGAAAUAACUCGACUUGAUAUUUAGUAUAAGAAGUGAUUGACGGCCUCGUCUCAAAAGUUCCAAGUUGGAAGAAAAUGAACUUUCGAUGCUGCCUCUGAUAGUUGUUUUUAUAAUUAUAAAAUAAUCUAUUUGGGCAUACUAUGAUUAAUUGAUAUUGUUGUUUUAUAUAUAUUCUAGCUCAGUUACUGGACAGGUUUUGU